AUGGUGGAGGAGGAGGAGGAGGAUGAAGAUGAGGACAGUGAGGAAGACCCUAAGAAAAAGAAAGGGAAGGACAAAAAGGAGGCCUCCAAAGCCAUGGCUGGUGCCUCCCACCUGGUGAUGGGGCUGGCGGGCGAUGAUGCCAAGAAGAAGAAGGGGGCAAAGAAGGAGCACGCCAAGGCUCAGCUGAAAGGGGCUACCAAGGCUAUGGCUGGUCUAGCUAGGAAGGAAGUGGCACCGCCCAAGUCCAAAAUGAAGAAGAGCCUGAAGAGUGCAUCCAAGCUCUUCAUGGGCUUCAAGAGGCUAGGCCUGAAGCGCUCCAAGAAGGGCCAGUUCAAGAACACCUCCCGGUUUUUCUGGGGGCUGAAUAAAUACAGCACAAAGAAGAAGAUAAAGAAGAAGAACAAGGCAGUGCUGAAAUCCACCUCCAACCUCAUGAUGCGCUUCAAGAGUAUAGGGAACAAGAAGAAAGAGGUCAGUGGCAACCCGAAAAAGCCCUCUUUCCUGCUGAUACGGCUGGGACUGGGAGGCGAGAAACCUAAGGAGGAGGGUGGGUUCUUCAGCAGCCUCUUCCGCUGGAGGAGAAUGAAAGAGAAAUUCAAACCCCGGGCUCAGAUCCUGAGCAAAGCUUCUGCUGCCACCAGCUGGCUGACAAGAAAGUUCCUGUCCAAACGGGCCAAGCUUACCUACAAUGAGAGGUCCAUGAAUGAGGCCUGGCUGUCUAGGAUUGGAGCUAAGAAACUCCCCUUCCCAUCAGAGGACGAGAUUCUGAGGCACCGAGCCAACAUGAAAAGGUUCUCUGGAGCCAGGAGGCUCUAUGGCCAAGGGGAAGAGGAAUAUGGCUACCAGCCAAAUUUUGAACAUGGCGGCCUUGUGAGGCAGCCCUCUGGGAGGUUCUCACAGCCCGGGCCAAGCGGGUAUGAGGGCCCUGCAGUCCCACUGGACUAUUACAACUGUUACCAGGAUGACAGCAGCUUUUACGACCCGCAGGCCCCAGCUCAGUAUGGCUACCCUGAGGACGAAAGCUACCUCCAGGCACCGACUGACUAUGGAGACGGACACGACUUUCAUAACAGAAGGGUAUCUGAUUACGAGGACUACCCUGGAUAUGAUAUGGAAGAAGAAUACGGGCUUUACGAAGAGCCCAUGGACUACUACGACGAUCCGCUGCAAAACGAGUCUGACUACUAUGACUAUGAAGACCAGGAUUAUGAGUUACCUUCUGGCUAUUCACCCUAUGACUCCUAUGACCAAUAUAGGAGCAAUGUGGAUUACUAUGAAAAGCAAACAGGGCCAUAUGGCUCUUCUGAAGACAAAUAUGGUCCUUCUGGAGGGCCCUACAACCUGAGGGUAGAUGAAAUGGGCUAUCUGUAUGAUUAUUCCCCUCAGCAUGAAAUCAGUUACAGUGAAUACGAAUGGGACCCUCCAGCUCAGUUUUCCUAUAACCCUUAUGCGUAUCCCUUGGAUGAUAUAACGGAGAUGGAUGAGCCAGAGGAGUUGGCAGAUGAGAAUGGAGAUUACCCCUUUAUGCUCCCUAAUUCUUCCUUCUUUGAGCAGCAGGGGAUCGAGGAAAUGUUGCCUUCUAAACUGUCGUUAAACAGGAAGUUCAGGCUCUUCCCCAGGCCUCAGGUGAAGCUGUUUGGCAGAGACAAACUUGAUGUUCCCCUCCCUCCUUCUCCACAUAUUUCCCUUGCUGGCAAAGUGGAUCAAGAUGAGGAUGACUACGGUGAAUACGAGCCGCUGGCGUCUCCCUUCGCCCAGUUCAGCAAUGGGGAUCCCCAACCUUCAGUGACAUACUGCCGUGUUGGCCAGGCUCAUGGGAGCUGGCUUCCAAGACCUCACUCUCCAAAGUCAAUGGGAAGCAGGUUUGACCCUGGUGACCAGCAAGGCAAUGUCCAGGGGGCGCAUUUGCAAAGCUUCUCUCCGCGAGGAUGUGGGAGCCCCCUAGGGCAAUUCUUACAGAAAUCCCUCAUGCAACCAAAACCCAUUUUAAAACACCGUGGGAGCGAGGUAAAGGGCAGGCCCCCCCCACCCUCUCCAAUAAGGAGGGCAACAUCUUUGUCAUUUGGUGAGAGCGGGCCUCUGAGGCCACCUUCCCCUCAGCCAUCAAUUAGACACAGCGACAUGCCAAGUUCCACCUCUUCCCCGAAACUUAGCAGGCAGCGUAGGAGUCCAGAGAGACAGAGCUUUCAUCACCCUUCUCCACAGCCCUCUGUAAGACAUUUUGACAUCCCCCAGGAGAAAGCACAUGACCGGCAUCCAUUUAUUGAGCCUUCCUAUAAAAAGUUUGGCCACAAAUUAGCAGGAAUGGAGACUUUAGACUGGGCACCUCUCUUGCCUAUGAGGAAAUUCGAUUACACAGCCAGGAACAACAACAACCCCCAAAGGCCUCCUUCCCCUCAACCUUCCCGGAGGAGCAUCUCCUCCUCUCUACAUCCUUUAAGAAGAGAAGCAUGUAGCAGACCAGCAAAACUCCCCGCUGAGCUCUUUGAGAACGAGGACACGUCAGGAGAGGACGGUGCAGGGAGGUACGCCGUCGUCAUGCCGCAGGUCCAGAGGCUGGGCUCCUUCAGAAGGAUGUCCUGCAUGCACAAGCAGCACUGGUCUAAGCAGCAGAUGGUGAACGUCCGUGCGUCACCCAGCGGGUGGUCUUCUGAGAAACUGCUUCAUAAUCCUCCCACUGCGAGCCUGAACAGGUGCUCGGGCCGGCGAGGAGACAGCACUGCUGAGUACCUGACCCACAGAUCCUCAGUGCAGAACCAGGGUGAUGGGAGCCACUGGGAGCAUGGGAACAUGGGCAAGAAACUGCCCUGGCACAACCAGAUGCACUCCAUCCGCAACCUGCCGUGCAGGAGCCCCCGAGAAGAGCCGAAGGCAGAUGGCGUGGAGGACAUGACCCAGCUGCAGGACCUCCAGGAGGGGGCAGUGCUGCACAACAUCAAGACGAGGUUUGACCGGGAGUUAAUCUACACCUAUAUAGGCAGCAUCUUAGUGUCCGUGAACCCCUACAAAAUGUACAACAUCUAUGGGACGGAGCAGGUGCUGCAGUAUGAAGGAAGGGCGCUGGGAGAGAAUCCCCCACACCUUUUUGCUAUUGCAAACAUCGCCUAUACCAAAAUGAUGGAUGCCAAACACAACCAGUGUAUUAUCAUCAGUGGCGAAAGUGGUUCAGGCAAAACGGAAGCCACCAAGCUGGUCCUGCGUUACCUGGCAGCGGUCAAUCAGAAACGCAAUGUGAUGCAGCAGAUCCUCGAAGCGACCCCCCUGCUGGAAUCGUUCGGAAAUGCCAAAACAGUGAGGAACGACAACUCCAGCAGGUUUGGGAAAUUUGUGGAAAUCUUUCUGGAGGAAGGCUUGAUCUGUGGUGCCAUAACCUCACAGUACCUUCUUGAGAAAUCAAGGAUCGUGUUUCAGGCCAACAACGAAAGGAACUAUCACAUAUUCUAUGAGAUGCUGGCUGGCCUUCCCGCUCAGCAGAAGCAGCAAUUCUGCCUUCAAGAUGCAGAAACUUACUAUUACCUGAACCAGGGAGGUAACUGCGAGAUUCCUGGCAAGAGUGAUGCUGAGGAUUUCCGGAGGUUGCUCAGCGCCAUGGAGAUCCUGAACUUCAGCACCGAGGACCAGAACAGCAUCUUCCGAAUUCUGUCUUCCAUCCUCCACCUGGGGAACGUCUACUUUGAAAAAUACGAGACAGACUGCCAGGAGGUCGCGUCAGUGGUGAGCGCGAGAGAGAUCCGUGCAGUAGCCGAGCUGCUCCAGAUCUCGCCAGAGGGGCUGCAGAAGGCCAUCACGUUCAAAGUGACGGAAACGCUGAGGGAGAAGAUUUUCACCCCCCUCACUGUAGAAAGUGCCGUUGAUGCCAGAGAUGCUAUUGCCAAGAUCCUGUACUCCCUGCUCUUCAGCUGGCUCACGGACAGGGUUAACAAGCUGGUCUACCCUAAAAAGGAGGCUCUUUCCAUAGCUAUUCUGGAUAUCUAUGGGUUCGAGGACCUCAGCUUUAACAGCUUCGAGCAGCUAUGUAUCAAUUAUGCAAACGAAUAUCUGCAAUUCUUCUUCAACAAGAUCGUCUUUAAGGAGGAGCAGGAGGAGUACGUCCGGGAACAGAUAGAGUGGAAAGAAAUCACCUUCAGCGACAAUCAGCCCUGCAUCGAUCUCAUUGCUCAAAAGCCACACGGGAUUCUGAGGAUCCUGGAUGACCAGAGCUCCUUCCCACAGGCCACAGACCAUACUUUCCUCCAGAAGUGUCAUUACCACCAUGGCUCCAAUGCAUUAUACACCAAACCAAAGAUGCCUCUCCCAGAGUUCACCAUCAAACACUAUGCUGGCAAAGUAACCUACCAGGUGCACAAGUUCCUGGAUAAAAACUAUGAUCAAGUUCGCCAGGACGUGCUGGACCUUUUUGUCAACAGCAAAACCAAAGUGGUGGCCAACCUCUUCUUUGGCCAUGCCCAGUUGGUGGCGCAGCAGAGGACCAUGAUGGGGAAGAACAGCACAGUCACCCGGCGGUAUAAAGCAUCUACGGUGGCAGCUAAGUUCCAGCAGUCACUCCUGGACCUGGUGGAGAAGAUGGAGAGGUGCAACCCGUUCUUCGUCCGCUGCCUCAAACCCAACAACAAGAAGGAGCCAGCUGUCUUCGAGGCAGACAUUGUCAGCAGCCAGCUCCGGUACUCUGGAAUCCUAGAGACCAUCCGUAUCCGCAAAGAGGGCUUCCCGGUUCGCAUCCCCUUCCAGAUCUUCAUCGACAGGUACAGGUGCCUCGUAGAUAUCCGGCCUGGCAUCACCCCAGAUGGUGUGAGCUGUGUGGAGGUGCUGAAGAAGCUGUGUGCUGUGAGUCCCACCAUGUACUGCAUUGGAGUCAGCAAGCUGUUCAUGAAGGAGCACCUGUACCAGCUGCUGGAGAGCAAGCGGGACCGUGCCCUGCACCUGGCAGCGCUCACCCUGCAGCGCUGCGCCCGCGCCUUCUUCAUCAAGAGACGCUUCCGCUCACUGCGCCGCAAGAUCAUCCUCCUCCAAAGCCAGUCCCGGGGCUACCUGGCCAGGCAGAGGUACAAGAGGCUGAGGAAGAGUCUGAUCACGUUCAGGUCCUUGGUGCACAUGUACGUGAAUCGCAGGAGGUACCUCAAGGUGAGAGCAAGCGGCUGGCGCGGCGGAAUGGCCGGGGGGGCGAUGGGAGGGAAGGGGGAGCUGACCAAGAGGGAGGUGGUGGAUGUAACGCACCUGGAAGUCCCCGCUGAGCUGGCGGGGCUGCUGGAGCUGGCAGCAGGUAAGCGCUCAUUUCCCCCAGAGGGCUGGGUCGGAGCAGCUGGGAAUGGUCCAUGCGUCGUUCCGGUCCCUGCGCCCAAACUGCAAACGAACUCCCAGCUCACCCUGCCGCUCGACAUCAACAACUACCCCAUGGCCAAGUACGUGCGGGUCCAGUUCCAGGAGCCAUUGUUUGGGAUGCUCUCCGUGCCACUGGCAUCCCCUCUGACCCAGCUGGAGGAGGAGCUGGUGCAAGAAGCUCUCAGUCUGUUCAAGCUGAUUCUGCGCUUCAUGGGCGACCCACGCCUUGGUGGCGCCCAGGAGAACCUGUUCGGGAACUACAUCGUGCAGAAGGGGCUCUCAGCACCGGGCCUGCGGGACGAGAUCCUGGCUCAGAUCGCCAACCAGGUGUGGCGCAAUACCAACGUCAACAACGAGGAGCGGGGCUGGCUCCUCCUGGCCACCUGCCUCAGUGGCUUUGCCCCCUCCACCGGCCUGGAAAAACACCUGCUCAAGUUUGUUUCCGACUACGCCUUUGAUGGCUACAAGCCGGUGUGCCAGCACAAGCUGAUGCAGGCCAUGCUGCGGUCCCAGCUUGGCCCCGAGAUGGCCCGGGCCUACCCGCCAUCGCUGCUCGAGUGGACGGCCAACAGGCAGAGAGCAAGCAUGGCCUUGGAUGUCUACUGCUUCAACGGCGGCCACUUCUCCUGCCCCAUCCAUUCCUGGAGCACAGGGGAGGAGCUGGCAGGGGACGUGCUGAAGCACAGGGGGCUGACGGAGGGCUGGAGGGGCUGGUCCGUCUCCAUGAAGGAUGGCGCCCAGUGGGCCGAGCUGGCUGGCCACGAUUACAUCCUGGACCUCAUUUCCGACCUGGAGCUGCCCAGGGGCUUCCCCAAGCAGAAAUCCCAUUUCAUCGUCGCUUCAGAGGGGGUGGACAAGGGCAGCGGCCCUGCCAGCGCAGUAUUUGGACAGGGCUUAGAUUCGGACGAGGAAGUCCCUCCUCCCCCACUGACGAAGGCCCCCACUGUCCUGCUUCCAAACACCCCUGACUCAGAUGGAUAUUACAGUCGUGCAGAUUCCGACACCGUCAGCGAACCUCGAACACACAAGGGGUUGGAUCGUUACCUGGACAGUCUGUUUGACCCGGUCUUGUCCUAUGGGAAUGGGGACUUGGAGAAGCCAGCUGCUGUCUCCCGGAAGAUGAAAGGAGGAGGCCGGGUAGGAGGUAGGAGCAGCAGCGUGGACCAAGGCGGUGCCAGAGCACCCAUGGAGAUGCCCCAGCAAACCGGUUUGCAGGAGCCCGGCUUGGUGCUGCAGCACGACCACAUCAAGCAGCAGGCCCUGCUCCGGAGGACAGCUGUGAGCCGGACACCUGCCAGGACGGCAGCCUUCGUGCAGAAAGCCGCUCCUGCCUCCAGGCUGCGGGCCGGCGAGCUGGUGCGGCCGGCCAAGCUGAGCUCGCAGCACUUCCCCGAGCCCACGCAGCACAUUAAGAACAUCAUUAAGCAGUGCCAGCGGCCUGCCAGGCUCCCCGAGCCCAUCAGGAAGGAAGGUGGGAAGGUCUUUGUGAAGAAGAAGGAUCCCCAUGAGGAGGCCAUGAUGAUCUUAAAGGGGCAGAUGUCAGUGGCGCCCGGCCCCGCAACAGCCGUGGCCAAGGAAGCAAUAGCCACGGUGAAGCCCGUUACCAGCACCAAGAGGCCUUGGCCACCAUCACCAGCCGCCGUUCCCGCACCGGCUGCCACAGCCAGGUCUUCUCCAAUGUCGCCUCCAGUCACGGUCUCCCGGGAGCUCCCAGCCGAGCAGGAGCAGGUCCAGACGCAGCUGCACCGGUGCUGCAGCGAGGAGUUCUACGCCUACCGCAACGUGUCCUGGAAAAUAUACAUCAGGAAAGAGGUCUUCUAUCCAAAGGAUAACUUCAACAACCCCUUGCUGCUGGAUCUCAUUUUCAGACAGAUCUUCCACGACACGCUCUCCGACGCCUGCCUCAGGAUCACCCCGGAGGAACGGCUGCGCAUGAAAUCUCUCUUUGCGGAAAACAAGCUGGAUUCGUUCAGCCCAGUGGCCGACGACAGCAUUAAGAAGGAGAUUGUGAUCGCGGCCCGGGACAGCUGGGAGGUUUACUUCUCACGCCUCUUCCCCGCCACGGGCAGCGUUGGCACAGGGGUGCAGAUCCUGGCAGUGUCCCACACGGGGAUUAAACUGCUGCGGCUGGUGAAGGGCACCAACGUGCCUGGGGAGCAGCUGCGCGUGCUGCGGGGCUACAGCUACACCGAUAUCCUGUUCGUGACCAUCCCCUCCAACCACAUGCUGGAGUUCAACCUGACCAACGAGAAGCUGAUCCUCUUCUCCCCCAAAGCCCCGCAAGUGAAGGCCAUGAUCGACUAUUUCAUCACAGAGCUCAAGAAGGACUCGCAGUAUGUGGUUGCCGUGAAGAGCUACGUUACAGAUGACAGGAGCCUGUUGAGCUUCCACAAGGGGGACAUCAUCCACCUGCAGCCGCUGGAGCAGCCUGAGAGAGACCACUGGCACGGAUGUGUGGUCCGCAAGAAGGUGACGUACCUGGAGGAGCUGAAGAGGGGCACCCAGGACUUUGGGUGGAAAUUCGGUGCCAUCCACGGGAGGUCGGGGCGCUUCCCCGCUGAGUACGUCCAGCCCGUGGCAGCCCCAGAUUUUAUCCACCUGCCAGCGGACAGGAAAGAGGAGCCCAAGAACAAGCAGGGCAAGGUGGCGGCCUUGGCAGCUGUGGCAGUGGCUGUGGCCUCCACGGCUGUGGCUCAGGAACUGGACAGGAAGAUCGAGGUGUCCCCUGCAGGCAGCGACUAUGCAGAGAGCAUGGAGGAGUAUGGUGGUGAGCUUCCUGGGGACAGUGCCCUGCAGGGCGGGCAGUUCCCCAUGCUGGAGUUUGCCAAGAAGCAUUUCCGGGAGGUGCAGAGGAUGAAGACGGAUUCCUGCAAGCACAAAUCCCGGAAAGGGAAGGACUCGCCAGACGGAGCGGAGAUGCUGAAAUUCACCAAGUGCCCGCUCCAGGAGUCGCUGAUCGAAUUCACUGACAGCUGCCUGAACAGAGCUGCAGCCGAGGCCUUCCAAGCCGUGAUGAAGUUCAUGGGCGACUGGCCUCUCAAGGGGCAGACAGAGCUGGACGUCGUCUACGCUGUGCUCAAGCUGUGCGCUGACCACGAGGUCAUGAGGGAUGAAGUGUAUUGCCAGAUCGUCAAGCAGACCACGGACAACACGAGCCCCAAGAUGGACAGCUGUCAGAAGGGAUGGAGGCUGCUCUACAUCCUGACCGCCUACUACAAGUGCUCCGAGGUCCUGAAGCCCUGUCUGCUGUGGCACCUCCAGGAGACCUGCAGGAGCCCUGGGGCGCAGUUCCAAGGGAUCGCGAAGGCCUGCGAACAGAACCUCAGGAAGACCUUCCAGUUUGGCGGCCGGCGCGAAUUUCCCAGCAGCAUGGAGCUCAAAGCCAUGGUGGCCGGCCGGAGCGCCAAACGCCAGCUGUUUCUCCUGCCAGGAGGGAUUGAGAGGCACCUGAAGAUCAAAACGUGCUCGGUUGCGCUGGACGUGAUCAAGGAGAUGUGCUAUGAAAUGGGGCUGCAUCGGCCCGAGGCCUUUGACGAAUAUGUCAUCUUCGCCGUUACCAACAGAGGUCAGAAUGUCCGCCCCUUGAGCCGACGGGAGUAUAUCCUUGACGUGGCCACGGAGAUGGAGCAAGUGGACAGCAGCUACAUGUUCUGGUACCGGCGUGUCAUCUGGACCCAGCCACUGAAAUUUGACAAUGAGCUGUAUGUCACCGUGCACUAUAACCAGGUCCUGCCCGAUUAUCUCAAGGGGCUCUUCAACAUCCUACCUCCCCUGCAACCCAGCGAACAGCAGUGCCAGCAGGUCUCCAAACUGGCAGCCCUCCAGCACCGGGCCAAGGACAGCAUGUACCUGCCCACCGUCCGGGAGGUGCAGGGCUACGUCCCGCCCCAGUUCUGCCGAGUGCUGAAGGCUCAGUCGUGGCUCAACGUGGUGCUGCAGCAUCUGCCGCAGGUCCAGGCCCUGAGCGCCCACCAGGCCAGAGCUCAGUUCCUAGGGCUGCUGAGCGCCUUCCCCAUGUUUGGCUCUUCCUUCUUCUACAUCCAGAGCUGCAGUAACAACGCCAUCGUCUCGCCGUGCAUCCUGGCCGUCAACCAGAACGGCCUCAACUUCCUCAACAAGGACACCCACGAGCUGAUUGCGAAGUUCUCGCUGAAGGAGAUUCAGUCCACGAGGACCCAGCGGCCCACAGCCGGCUCCAGCUACCCCUACGUGGAGAUCAUGCUGGGAGACUUGAUGUCACAGAGGAUGACGCAGCUGCAGCUGGAGCAGGGCCUAGAGUUGUGUCGCGUGAUCGCCACCCACAUGGAAAGUCUGUUGAACGCUCGCGAGAAGAGACUCACCCUCCCUCCCAGUGAGAUUACACUGCUCUGAUCAGGCAUGUUACACACACGCACGCUCGCACGCUCCCUCCCUAACCGCCACUUGAGUGAAAGCCAGCAUGGAGAUAAACAAAUAUCUCCGUGUCCUGGGAGACGCAACGUAGACUAAAUAUAGAGACUGAUGGGACAGAUUCCCAGCUGGUUCGAGUCAGCGUAGCCCCAGUGGCCUGGGGCUGAUGUACAUCUGCUGAGGUGCUGGGACGGGGGACUUACAGACCGUAUGUGAGGUCUGAGGUGUUAAGAGCGUGAGGAAUGCAGUCUGGCCAGUUAACAGGUGAACACAGAUGCCUUAAUUUCUAUUUAAUAACUGCCCUCCUGGACAUAGGUCAUGACCUUUUUCCAGAAUCAGGUGUAUUUAAUCCAUUCCUUUAGUAGCAACAUAUUAACUGAUUGUCCUUGAGCAGGACACGUCCAGUUUUGCACAUCAGCCUGUACCGAGGACCCGGCAAUCUAACAGUUUGCAUGCUGCAUCCACUGGAUGGUUUUUAUUUGUGUUCGCUCCCGGUGUUUUGGUCUUGUUUGUCCUGUGAUCUAAUUCUCAUUUUUAUAAGUGUCACUGGCGCCUGCAUUUGUACACUGGUCCGUAGCGCUAGCCCUGUAAAUGGCUUCCCGUUUUUGUAACGUUUUGCACUCAGCAUUGCUUUGAGAUUUUAUUUUUGUUUCUCAUUUGUGCAAAAUUAAACAUUCCUUUUAAGUCCAAAGCCGCCUGUUGUUUGGGUGUGCUGGUUUGUGCUGGGGAACAAAGUUGUUUCUCUUUCCUCAACCCAGGAUUUGUGUCGAGCGGGGGUUCUCAAACUUCAUUGCACCGCGACCCUCUUCUGACAACAAGAAUUACUACAGGAUCCCAGGAGGGGGGACCGAAGCCUGACUAGACUAAUAUUUACAAUUGUGUUCAUAAAUUGGCUGUCAGUUAACGCAAGUUAAA
Messenger RNA from Chelonia mydas (Green sea turtle), 10623 nucleotides. It is a transcript of the gene MYO15A, whose product is annotated as myosin XVA. Gene Ontology annotation, cellular component: myosin complex; cytoskeleton. The record is from RefSeq and is a predicted model, not a curated record. The transcript is spliced from 64 exons. Lineage: Eukaryota; Metazoa; Chordata; Testudines; Cheloniidae. Gene Ontology annotation, molecular function: protein binding; ATP binding; cytoskeletal motor activity. Bases 1 to 9690 code for a protein of 3229 amino acids.